UCGACAGACAGGUAUGACUGGGUUGAACUGGAUUCAACAUGGCGAUCGUUCUGGCUCAUAUACUCGCGACAUCGCCCAGCUUCUUGACGUUUUCCCGAAGGUGCAGUGUGAAAGAAACUAAUUUAUAUUGAGAAGGAUGGCGUGAGGCGACGAACACGAGCUAUCCGAGAAAGAUAAAACGGCGACAAAAUGUCAACUAGGUCGCAGCUCACCAAGGAUUUGAAUGAAUCAGUGAAGGCUCUCUUGGGAAAACACGUGAAAAUUUUACUAAAAAAUGUCGUCAAGCUAGAGACCAAGCAGGACAAACAGGAUAAUCGGGUACUGGUAUUCUCGCCGUGUCGUCUCUUCCUUCUGACUGCCAAAGUGCCAACAAGAAUCGACUGCCACUUUCACUAUUUGGAAAUAACAUCGAUAGAAUCGAAGCGAGCUAACCAGCUAUGUCUCAUAGUUGGAGAACGAAUUUUCAGCUUCACUACGACUGGCGCAGGAGCCGACACCGCCGAGGUCGACGCUAUGAUCGAGGCACUGCACACUGCGAUCCGGAACAUCUUUCCCACAGUACCACUCAAUUACAUUAUAAGAAAGAUAGAUGUAAUACCGGCUAGUAGAUUACAAAGUAUCCGUGGCAGCGAAUUGGCCAGGAGUACAGAGGCCACCAGACAUACCGGUCCCUGCGGAGGGUUUUCAACGCAGUACGCGUGCAUGUGUGACUUGCACGGCGUUCCGUACAGGGAGGAGGUUGCUUGGGACGUGGAUACGAUAUAUUUGUCCCACGACACGCGAGAACUCAAUCUGAGGGAUUUCGAUCAUUUGGAGCAGAAAGAUUUGGUUCCGAUAAUUUCGGCUUUGGAGUAUAACACGUGGUUCACGAAACUGAGAGCCUCGCAUCUUAAAUUAAGUCACGAGCCACUAGAGAGACUUUUGCACGUAAUGCGAAGAUCUCUCUCGAUACAAGAAAUUUAUCUAGACAAUCUCGGCAUCAAAUGGGAUUUCGCACACAAACUUUCCUUAGCUUUAAUUUCUAAUGCCAAUACGAUACUGCACACGAUUGACCUCUCAAGCAACACUAUAGAGGACAAAGGAGCCUCUAGCUUGUGCGGGAUAAUAGCCAAGUUAAUGCAAGGGGCGACACACUUGAGCUGUCCGAUUGGAAAGCUACCAAAGGGUUUGCAGAGACUAAAUCUAGCACAUUGCGGAUUAACCGGAAAGGGCGUUGGCCAAAUAGCGCACACUUUGAGUCUGAACAGAAGCAUGCCAACUAGUCUGCAAUAUUUAAAUCUCUCAGGGAACACAUUAAAGGACGACAUAAACAACUUGUGCAACUUUCUCGCACAACCAAACAGCCUGACCCACUUGGAUCUCAGUGGCACGGAUACGACAUUGGAAUGCUUGUUCGGUGCUCUACUGCGUGGCUGCGCUACCAAUCUAGUCCAUCUGAACGUCGCUCGUAAUUCAUUCACCAGUAAAAAGACCAAAGAAAUACCACCGAGUUUUAAGCAAUUCUUCACGGCGACUCUUUCUCUUAAGUACUUGAAUAUCUCGUUCUGUAAGCUUCCUCUUGAAGCCCUGAAACACCUUUUGCUUGGUUUGGCUUGCAACGAGAGUACUGUGGGCCUGGAGUUGGACAUGAGCGGAAAUAAUCUAGGCUCAAUGGGUGCUCACGUUUUGGAAUCUUGUAUCCAUGGCGUUCGGUGCAUCGCUUCCCUCGACAUUUCGGAGAGCAAUAUGGACGUCGAGCUGGCUCAGGUGAUCACGGCCGUUGGAAAAAAUAAAUCCAUCAAGCAGUUGUACAUGGGCCGGAAUACCAUAGGCAUGAAGAGCAAGCACAUCGCCGUCGUGAUGGAUGCUCUGGUGAGCAUGGUCCAGGAGGACGAUUGUGUUUUACAAGCUCUCCAUUUACCCGACGCCAGACUCAAGGCCGAUCUCUACAAUCUAAUCAACGCUCUCGGAAGCAAUACCUGUCUCCACACUUUGGACAUCAGCGGAAAUCAAAUCGGAGAUCCUGGAGCGCGUUUACUGGCUAAAGCUUUGCAAAUUAAUAAUCACCUGAGAACCAUUAUUUAUGACAGGAACAACAUAACGCUACAGGGUUACGCGGAUAUCGUUCAUGCUCUAGAAAACAAUUACAGCGUUAGGCACAUGCCCUUCCCCAUCUUCGACCUUCAACCUUGUAUGAAAACCUCCGCCGAAAAGACUGAACAGCUCGUGAAGAAGAUUCAGGACCUUCUUCAGAGGAACGUUACUCCCUGCAAAUAUAGCCACGGUCAAGCUUUCAGAUUGCAGCAGGGUUUCUUAUUGAGUUCUACGCAACAGAUGGUAGACAGACUGGUUGUGCAGACGCAAGAUACUAUAAAGGCUUUAGCCGCCGAGAGUUGUGAUGCCAAUAAUGAUAUUAAUUAUGCGACGGGACUUAUACAGGAUGCCGAUAACUCUAAGCAGCUUCUACCGAGAUUGCACGAGGUACUCCAACGACGAGAUGAGAAUAACCCCGUUGAAGUCAGACUGAGGGACGUGGCCGACGAAAUUCACAGAGUAGUUACGUCCUACUUACAGGAUUCUCUGGACGCUAUGCUGAAAUGCGCGAGCGAACAGUGUCCUACUGUGUUGUCGCAGACAGUCAUCCGUGGGGACGAAAGUGAACCAAUUUCCGUCGAAUACGACCUCCGCAGCUCCUGCAAGGAAAAGAAUCAGAUCAACACGGAAUUCAUCCACGCAACGAUUACCGAACAGGCCGGCGCCGAUAUUGUUAACAGAGUCAACGAACUCAACUUGGCUGUCGCUGCCCACGUUUCCGACCGAGUCACUGACGAAGUUAUCGAAUCUUUGUCUCGAAGCUACAAAACUCUGAUUGGGGACUGCGACAGUAGAACUAGAUGUAGUACUCCGGAUGUUCUGAGACCCAGCGCAGGCUCCAUGAGCAGUGGCAGUGUUAUCGGCGUGAGUACCGCUGCUGGAGUUUCUAUUAAAUUAGCGAGUGGUCGCACUAGUCUUGUAUCUGAAGAGGACGGUCCUUCCGAGAAUUUCUUGCUAGAAAAUACGAUAGGACAGCAUUCCGGUGAUCAAUCGCCUAUGAAAUUGGAAUAUUUGAACCUUGCCACCCCGCAUCUGUCAAACAAACGCAAGAGUUUGCACGGACGAAAAUUGCGACCGAAAUCUGUGGUGGAUUCCGUCGAGGGUCUUUCGGCCGAUGAUAUUCCGGACUUGUUGCCGUCGCUGCCCAAGAGUCAGGCAGAAGCCAUCUCCGAGAAUGAGCAUUCUCUGACAGAGUCCUUAGACUCGGUAUCAGAAUUGCCGAACACGGUUGGCCAGCAACUCCAGCACCUCGUGAAGUCCCGACCUCGCCGUGCCAAGACAAGAGCGCCAACACGACCAAUGUUGAAACCGGAUCAGCCAGUCGAUGGCUUGGCUCUUGGCGAAGGUCUCGACGUAUUCUUCAGACCAACGACCCCGACGACCCCAUUGAUAUCCCCAACCAGUGACGACAGCUCCCUUCACACGUUUCCCACGGACGGAAGUCCAAAUCUCUCGCUCGUAAGCCACAAGAGCGUUGCACCGGAAUCUGACAAGAAACACGGAUGCAAUUUACCCAUGUUGAAAACACUUCUUGAGCCGGCGCCGAGAUCAAGAUCAAGUGACAACUUGGAAAAGUUUUCACCUUUGAUUGGUCGGCGUUCCCAGGGUGAUUCUCCAUUGACCGCAUCGCCUCUAGCACGACGGAACACAACCGAAAGCGCUCAGAGCCACGCCGAGAAAACGACCAAGUACGAGACCACCAAGGAAUUAAAGGGGGUCAAGGACAAUUCCGCGGACAAGUCCAAGCGAAGCACACUGCCAAUUGUUAGUGCAUCUCUCGCAUCUCGUAUACUGAGGGACUCUUCCGGGGACGAGAGCGGAAAACUCGCCUGCUCCUCGAAGGACAAUGAUAAACUCUCCCCGACAGUUAGGGACACGGAUCCUAAGAAGAUCCUAGCAAAGAAGAAUUCAAGUGAGAGUGAAAAAUCAGCAUUACAAGCAAUUCCAUCGGUGAAGCUACGAUCGACUGGCUUUGAUCUUCGAAGUCCUACGAACGGUGGAGGGCCGAAGAGCUCUUGUUCCGAUACGUCCAAGUCUCCGGUCCUUAAGUCCUUGGUCAAGGCAGGCGACAACCCCAGCAACGAACAUGGAAAGAGUAGCAGCACUCCAUCGAAGAGCAAACCUAUUCCGCCGGCCACGGCGCCCAAGCCACGACCAUGGAGCAUGGCCACAGAUAGAAAAUCCGGGGAAUUCAAUUUACUGAGCGACGGGUCGAGUCCAAACACUUCGGCUGGCAACACACCUGACUCCGGAGAUGCCCUGGACGAGUCUACCGACAGCGGAGUAAGUGGGCCAGCUUCGUUACCACCGACAUUAUCAGCGAGCAGUACUGCAAGUUCACUGAGCAAUACUAGUGUCGAGAAAAGAUCGGUCAGAGAACUAGCUGCAAGCUUGAGCAAAGGAAAGGCCGAUAGGAAGGAAAACGAGCACACCGCACCCGCAGCAUGGAGGUCGGUACUUCAUCGGUCUGUCGACCGACCAACGACAAAGGUAACGGAAGCGGCGACAAUGGCUGAAGAAAAUCGUUCGAGCGUUAAACACAGACGUACAUCUUUCUUACGAGAUUCGAACUUCAAUUAUGAUAACGACGUGGUUGACGUGUAGCGAUCGCACCGUUACUGUGCAGAAUGUAGGACACGAAUGCGUUAAUUAAGUAUUCGCUGAAUUCCGUCGGCGAGUAGUAACUUCCUGGGAUGCAGACGGAUAUGUAUUAUAUGCGCCCAUUUACACAGUCUAUCUAAUAUAGAAUAUAGUAUAGGAAAGAACUGCCGUACACGUAAAUUUUUAUACUAAUCUACAGCGAAGAAUUUUUUUAAUAAGCGGCAAGACAAGAAGCCACAUUCCAUUGUUGCAUUCGAGGUGCCAUAAGAGAUGGCUGGUUUAGCUUGACGUCAGAGAGGAAAAGCUCAUAGAAGAGAAGAAGCGGUGCGCGAGCGCGAGUGUGCUAUAUUAAUGCGUGAGUUGAUAUUAGGGGGGGGGGGUCAGGGUAUUGCAGGGUCAGCAAGAAUUAUGAAUCACUUAUUAAGCUAGACGAUGCCAACUGUAAAUCGUUUUAGCGUGUCCAUCAAGACACUAUUGAUGUCAUUUAUGCGUAUUAUUUCAAUUACGUCGGGUGUCUUGCUUGGAAGUGGAAAACGUGCAAAAGACUUUGUUAAUACAUUCGAAAAUGGGGUUGCCAAUAGCUAAUGAACUGGUUUGUUGAUUUACGAUGCGUUCUAAUCUUUGGAUAUUUAAUACACCUUGUGCGUCUUUACAUUUUCGGUGUGAGACUGUCUACUAGGGUAGAGCGGACGAGACGAGAGAGAGAGAGAGAGAGAGAGAGAGAGAGAGAAAUAAAAGAAAAGAGAAGGACAUACUGCAAAGGCGCAAUAGAGUUGAAAAAGCAAAAAGACUUUCAGGUUUUUUUGUCUGUUAGAUCGAGUGCGAUAGAUCUUAACGUAAUAAGUGCCUAUUGCGUAUGAUUAACUGAAAUCGCAUUACACUCACCACCGUAAGAAGAACACAAUUGGAGUCUUCCGCAUACGGAGAAUAAAGACAAAAGGAGAACGAGAACGAGAAUGAGGAGGUGGUUACGUGUCAUAUUAGUGAUCUGUGAAUAAUUAAUCGGUGCGAUCUUGCAAAGGCCUUCGAGGCGGAGUUACAUAAUCUACAAGAGCAAGGAUAAACCUCGAAUAUAAUUCUUUCCUACUAACGCUAAACUAACCAACGAAUGUUAAAUAUUCUGCCGAUCCGACGCGAAACUGCCGUCUUAACAUCUUUUAUCCAGAACUUGUUACGUGAACGGCCACUUCCAUCGUGCAUUUCUUUCCUUUUUUUCGUCUUUCUCUCACUCUCCCACUUUCUGUUUAUUCAGUAAUUUUUUUCUUUUGCCAACUCUCCUGAAACUCUAAUCAAUUAUCAGCACGCAUACUCUCUUUUGGUAGCUACGGGACAGUUCAUGUAUUCGAUAAUCUAAUCCAGUCCAAGAUGAGAAGAAAACAAGAAAAGGAAAGAAAACCUCGAAUUAUUCGAGAAUGCCGUGUGACCCCGGUGCUGUUUGUAUUCCGUUAGUCUUUUGAUAGUAUUGUAUAUUCAUAUACAUAAUAUAUGAUUAGAAAAGUAAAAUAACGCACACAUCGGAAAUGGAUAUUUGGGUUAAAAACUCGUCUCGCGAGCCUUUUAUCCUUUUAUUCUUAUAUUCUUAUAUUCGAUACGACAGGGUUCGACCCUUCGACUGCUAUAAUCAUAAUUUUAUGUAUAGUGCUAUCUGUCAGUCAUUAUUCAAAUUGUACGUUUUUAACAUUUCGGAAGGCGUUGCCGCCGCCUCGCAACAACUCCUCCGAUAGUUUUCUCAUUACGAUAUCACCUUAUUAAUGAGAACACCUCUUCACGCGUUCCUCGUACUCGCCCAGAAAUGCUAAACUACAGCAGCACACCAGCUAACCAGCUCGGAUUACGGAAAGUUGUGCAAUAGGCGUGCGAAUGCGUCUUUUCUUUUUUUCGAUUCUCCUACUCGAAAACAUUCUAGGAUUAUCGAGAUUCGCGCGAUACUUGUAUUUCUUUAUUCUAUGCUUUUCAUUUUCGUACGACCGAUCGGAGAAUCGUUGCGUCUCCCGAGAUACCUCGCGCUCCCUGCAAAUGGCUGAACAUGUAAAACAUAAAAAGUAUAAAAAUGAAAUUACAAACUAUAUAUUAGUUAAGCGACAGUUGUGUAAAUCUAAGAAACUUUCGCAAGUUCGACCGAGUCAGUAUGAUAAAGGGUAUAGCUAAUCAUGAUUAAGGCCGAUAGGUUAGACAUUAAAAGUAAGAAGAGCGAAGCGGAGGAAACGUCGAGAAGUGAUAUGAUAUACAUAUAACGAAUCCACAUAGAUAUUAGUUGUACGAGCGUAAAGCGUUUUAACGUUUUUCGCUCCACAGGUGAUUGUCUCUUAAGCGAUGAUCAAACGAAUGGCUAUGGCUAUUCUAAAAUCUACGUCAACGCGUCGCGACUAUCGAGGCAGCUAUUUCUUAAUUUGGUCCAUCGAAUCCAUUGACGCGAGCAAGUAGAAUUCUGGCCGUUAAAAUAUCAUUCUUGUGCCAAAAUUGUGAGAUAGGGGAAAUUUCGAAAUUUCCGUAAGACGUACACACGUAUAACGUUACUUUAUUUGGGAGGAAUGGCUGCGAGUUUUCGAAUUCUUCUAUGUACUAUUCUCAUAUUCAUAAACUCAGGGAAAGAAGGAAAAAAUGUAAUGAGAGAUACGAGCUCCGUGCGAAAUUCGAGAGGAGACGAAACAAGAGACACGUACAUAUGUAGAACCCAAAGCUUCGCUUCGGCCAAGCGCAUAAAAGAUCAUUUCGCGCUAUUACAUGCACUUGUCUCUGAGUCUAGAGAUUAAUUUAACUAAAGUUUCUUGCACGUGCGGAAUAAAGGGCGUCAGGUCGAUAUUUAUAUUUAGCCGCAACCUUAUACGGAUAUUAUAAUCUUCUUGUAAUUUAUUAGAAUAAUACGCGUACUUGGGGCAUGCUCCCGGAAUAUUAUCUUGUAUUUUUAUCGCCUCUAAUUGUAUUUUGAGCGGACAUACAUUAUGAGACGCGAGCCUUUUGCGAUUACACAGAUUUUUGAUAAAGGACAAGCGUUUGUGCCCUUUAUAUCAUCUCGAGAUAAUCGCCUGUGACAAUUAUAGAUGUAUAUAGUUAUACUUAGGUAUGCGAAUACGUGCGCGCGCGCCUACGCGCGUGUGCGUGUGCGUGCGUGUGUGUAUUGUAUAUUUAUAUAUUUCAAUUCGCUCCAGUACAUUCCUGUAUUUACGGCCUCCUCCUUAAAGAUAUUACACACUGACCCUUAGUAACUCCGCGAAUAUAAUCUAUCAGUUAAUGAGUAAAGACUCAAUUAUUAAACUGAUUACUCCGGUAAA
Messenger RNA from Cephus cinctus (wheat stem sawfly), 7946 nucleotides. It is a transcript of the gene LRR, whose product is annotated as F-actin-uncapping protein LRRC16A. Gene Ontology annotation, molecular function: protein binding. Gene Ontology annotation, cellular component: lamellipodium; plasma membrane. Lineage: Eukaryota; Metazoa; Arthropoda; Insecta; Hymenoptera; Cephidae. The coding region runs from base 190 to 4677 and encodes 1495 amino acids. The transcript is spliced from 24 exons. Gene Ontology annotation, biological process: cell migration; regulation of Arp2/3 complex-mediated actin nucleation. The record is from RefSeq and is a predicted model, not a curated record.